Messenger RNA from Limanda limanda (common dab), 1005 nucleotides. RefSeq names its product beta-1,3-galactosyl-O-glycosyl-glycoprotein beta-1,6-N-acetylglucosaminyltransferase 4-like. The transcript has 2 exons. Gene Ontology annotation, cellular component: membrane. NCBI's taxonomy places the organism in Eukaryota, Metazoa, Chordata, Actinopteri, Pleuronectiformes, Pleuronectidae. The annotation marks the transcript as partial. Gene Ontology annotation, molecular function: acetylglucosaminyltransferase activity. The record is from RefSeq and is a predicted model, not a curated record.
ACAACUCAAAAAAAGAUCUACAUAAUCUAAUUGAUAAUCAAAAUUCUAAUAAUGUUACGUUCCCUGGUUGUGCAUAAAUCUGCAUGGAUGGUGGAGAGAGUCAUCAAAACUCUGUACUCACCAGGUAACAUCUUCUGUAUUGACUACGACCAGAAGUCGUCACCUCAGUUCAUCUCUGCCAUAGAGGGUCUGGUAAGCUGUUUGCCCAACGUCUUCAUUGCCUCCAAACGAGAGUCAGUCUAUUACGCAAGCAUCAAUCGAUUGCAAGCUGAUCUCAACUGUCUGUCUGACUUUUUGAGGUCAGAGGUUAAGUGGAGGUAUGUCAUCAACCUCUGUGGCCCAGAUUUUCCCCUCAAGACCAAUAUCGAGUUGGUGUCGGAAUUAAAGAAGUUAAAGGGGGCUAAUAUGCUGGAGACGAGCCGACCCACUCCCUAUAAGGAAAUAAGGUACUCUUUUCAUUAUGAGCUGAAAGAUAUCCCACAUGAAUAUCAAAAAAUGCCGAUGAAGACGGAGCAGAAAAAGCCUCCACCCCCUCACGGCAUAGAGAUGUUUAUUGGCAAUGCCUAUUUUGUCUUGUCACAGGACUUUGUUGUGCAUAUGAACACCUCAGAGGUGGUGAAGGAUUUCUUAGUCUGGUCAGAGGACACUUACUCCCCAGAUGAACACUUCUGGGCCACGCUUGUGCGACUGCCAGGUGUCCCCGGGGAGGUGCCCCGACCUGAGCCUGAUAUCACUGACCUGAUGAGUAAGACCCGGCUGGUGAAGUGGAGUUACUUGGAGGAACACCUGUACCCACCUUGCUCCGGGGUACACGUCCGCAGCGUCUGCAUUUUUGGUGAUGCAGAGAUACGUUGGCUGCUUAACUAUGGCCACUUGUUCGCAAAUAAGUUUGACCCCAAAGUGGACCCAAUUAUCAUUCAGUGCCUCGAGGAGAAGCUGGAGGAAAGACAAAAGUUAUUAUAGUCAGUGGCAUCCUCAACCUGUAAAAAGGUUUCACCAAAGUAA